GCUUGAUUGGAGGUAAUCUCGAUUGAUCCUCGUUAAUCCUCGAAGAUGACUUUAUGGGAUCGAAUAUUGUCAGGUUUCAAUCUCGACGAUGAAACUGUCAAUUUCGGCACGCGAAUAAUCGCAGAAAAUAAUGGUUCGUUGUAUGAAGCAUGCACCGUGGCGACGAUUCAGUCCCGUGAACAGGUGGAACAAAUACCAAAAGUUUUGACAUCUAUUCAGCAUUCUAAACUCUUUGUUGCAAUUGACAAGUCCAUUACAAUCUUUCAAGAUGAAACAUGUGACAAAGUACUUCUUAAUGCCAGCUUUCCUCACUUGAUUACCUGUUACUGCAUUUCCAAAAAUGGUUCCUUCUUAUUUGUGAUGCUUGAAAACAGGACCUUGUGCUGCUUCCAUAUAUUUCAGGAAAAAUUAAUGACUAUGAUACAUAUACCUAAUAACCAGGCUAAUGUUCCUGAUAAUAUAAUAGAUAUAUUUUACAAAAGUCAAGGAAAAGAAGAAUUUUUAAUUCUUGUUUCAAAUACUGGAGCUAUUUACAGCUGCAGUUUUAACUAUCAUCAUAUAGAUGUGGAGGUUGCAUCUUCUAACAGUGAUGAAGCUGCAGAAUGUAAAGCAAAUAUACAAUGCCAUCAGUCAUUUGAAGGAUUUAAAUGUCUGGAGUUCCAUAAUGCAAUAAUAGAUACAUCGUCAGAAGAAUCAUUAAUAACCAUGGUUGGGACAAAUUCAAUAUUUACUUGGCCUGGUCAGCAACAGAACUUUACCGAUGUAUUUCCAUUUGGAUAUAAAAAGAUAAAACAAUUGAAAAGUAACAAUAAAGUGCUUUGUCUGCGUACAGAUCAUGCAUUGAGCAUUAUAUGUCUGGAUACAUUACUUGGGUUGAAAAUAUAUGAUGGUCCAGUGCUUGACUUUACAAUAAUACAGCAUGAUAAUGUUGAUCAUUGUGAAAUCUUAUUUUUAACACAAUCUAGAAACGUUGACAGCACAUAUAAAUUAUGUCUUGUCUCUUAUCCAGAUUUCGAGCAAAAGUUAGAAAUCAACGUUCCCAUUACUGCCUAUUUGUUUGAAAACUUGCACAAUUCCAGUAACAUAUGUUACAUGGAAGGUGUCACAGCCGAAAAUGGAGUUAUCGAUACAUUCAGAUUAAAAAUGAUAUCGGAAAGCAUUCCCGAGAUGCGUUUAGCGAGAUUACUAAGGAAAAGACAAUUUGAUAUAGCUGAGAGUUUCGCCGAAAAAUUUGCCCUUUCCAUGGAACCUAUUCACUGUUCUAAAGCGGCAUUAAUUAUGGAACAACUUGCACCUUGGACAAAAUCUACUCUCGAUUCAGCUAACAUAGAAACGCUGAUAAAUGUUCUUGAUAAAGUGCAAAAUACGCAAUACAUAACCGAAUGUUGCAGUAAAGCUCUUAUCUCCGAUUAUGUGCAGUUGAAACAAUUAUAUUUAUAUGCUCGUCAAAGAAUAAUGCAAGAUAUAAAGAAAGGGAAUGCGGAUAAUCAGCUGAAUACUAGUUUACUUAUGAUAAACAAUACGUUACACAGACUCGAAACUUUUCAAAUGAUCCAGAACAACGAGGCGAAUGAUACGUCGUUGAACGUUGACACGAUUAUGAAUAAGUGGAUAAAAUUCUCGCAAGUGAAUUUGUUAGACGAAUUUAAUGUUCACUUACGCAUGGGUCAAUUAAAAUCUGCCACUUUAAUCUGGACAAGGCAUUUUCCUAACAUAAUAAAGCAUGCUUCUGUGGAAACUGUGCGGAACAUUUUUUCAACUUUACCCGAAGACAUGACCCCGUCAUGUUUAUGGUCAUGGCUCACGCAUUUCAUACCCACUGUAUUAUCUCUGUUACCUGACGCAAUGGACGAAAUUAUAUCUUGGGGUUUGAAGAAACUGAAAUACCUCGAAAUAUCUCAUUGUAAAUUGUGGCCGGAAAUUGGCACGGACUUCGCCGACAAAUUUAUAAAGUUGCUCAAAUUUGAAGACAAUCAACAGUCUGUUUACUUCCAUCACGAGUACAAAUAUCAAAAUUCGCUGCUGAAGCAAUUCAUGCUUUUGUUCCAAGCUCUAUUCGAUAUUCAACAAUUGAAAGUUUCUUACAGGUUGAGAGUGCCUCUUAAUAUAUAUGUUGAUUCGCCCAUAGAAGCAAUUUAUAUGUUGCUGGACAAAGUUCAUUUGAAUGAAAUCUCCGAUUUUAUGAAUAUAUUUUUGAGACAAUACAUGCUCAAUAAUAAUUUACAAAAUGAUUCUGUCCUCUGCGCUUACAUACAGAAAACAGUAAAGUAUUCUAGUAACUGGUGGUUUGGUGAAGAAGCUAUAUGGGAGAAAAGAGUUGCUACUAUAAUAGACUUUAUAUAUAAUUUAGAAAAUCGAUUGAAGCAAACUUUGGAGGUUUUGAGGAGGGCGUCAGUGCCAUGGACCUCAACUAUAAGUACACUGGCAGAAACUAGCAGCACCUUUGAUCACAAUUUAUCCUCCAAGAUUAAAAUCGAACGUGACUAUGUUCCGAUCAAACUCAUCCUAAAAAAAUACGGAUAUGCGACAAUUGGUGUAAAUAAUAGAUUAAUAUCAUAUAUUAUAAAACAAGAUCGCGAUUCUGUAAUCAGUGACAUAGAUGUGCUAGUUAAAAACGACCAGCAAUUGAGGCAAAAUACCUUUUGUCGGUGUAUAAGCGCCCGGUUAAACGAAGGAAAUUUGCAGAAAGUAAUGGAUAUAAUACAACAUUUGGAGGAUAAUACUGCUGAUGUUUUAUACUGUUACGAAGGGAUUGUCAAUUAUAUUAUCACAGCCUUCUCUUUUCAGGACGUGGCACUGAAUACCUUAGGCUAUCAUAUAGAAAUUCUGGGUUGCCUAGAGUUUAAAAUUUAUAACUUGUUGACCCAAUCGAAAGUUGAUUCUUUCCUUGGCAAUGAUAUCAUCAAUACAAUAAAAGACUUGAAAUCGUUGUAUCUACUGAGAAAGAAUUACAACCUUGGAAUUUCAUGGAAAAGUUAUCGUACGCAAAAAUCACAUGUGCUGCAGAAGUACAUCGCAAAACUACUAUCGAGUGCCGAAAAAAGUGAUUUGUCAGUGAUACACAAAACGAUGAUGAAAGUUGCCACACUGUUAGGAUUAGAAAAAUCACACGCAACCUUGUCCUUGCUGAAACAGGCGAAAUAUGCGGAUUCACUGCAGCAGUUCAUUGACGACGACGAUGAAAAUCCAAGUGUGACGUCGGACGAAUUUGAAAAUAUGCAAGAGAUAUGCUUGCGCGCGCUGAAACAUGCUGCUGUAAACGCAGACACUGUCGAAGUAAUCAAGAAUUUGAGCGUUUCGAUGAUGAACACUUGUCGAGAUAGCGAUUUACUGGCUGCGCUAUCACUUUACACUUGUGUCAACGUGUGCCCAAAUCUUUCUACCCGGCGUUAUUCCGACGAGAAAGGUGAAAUCGCACCGCAGUUUAGUUGGCAGUUAUAUACAAUAUACAAAGAUCAAGCGAUAAUUUUGGACGAAAGAUUGUUAUCUCUAUUUAAGGAUACAAUAUCUCUUCAGUUAUACUAUUCGAAUCGAGUCGACGAUAACGAAAUUGCAAAUUGCAAUGAACAAGUGGACAAAUUGCUGGGCAACUUCUUGUUGAGAACGAAAGAGAUGCAACAUCAACAUAACGAUUACUCCUUGUUGCAAAUUUUCAAGACAUUUUACUUCGCGUAUUGUAGCACUUCUGUGAAAAAGGAAAAUGCAUUGGCAGAGCUGAAGUCCACACUGUCACAUCUUGUGUUAAACUUGUUGAGGAUGCUGUGCACUGGACGAUUUUUUGAUCUACACCUGGGACUAGCUUGUCUCUUCAUCCUACCUGAUAAAGAGGCGUGCAAUUGGAUCUCCACAGCUUGCGCAUCAUUUGAAGCCGAUCGCAUCAGACACUCCAAAAUCUUGACUCUGGGAUAUGAAUACUCACGCAUGGGGAGAAAUCGCUCGUUGAUACAAAAGUUUGAUAAUUACAAGCUGUUGCAUGUCUGGGUGCAACGACUGUCGCAUUAUUCAGUAACUUAUAGAGAAAUUUUCGCGAGUGACACUUCGAGUAAAAGGGAAAUCUUACAGCAGAUUAUAAGCAGCAGUAAGAAGAACACGAUUCCCAUACUAAAAGACUACUGCUGCACUUUUGGCUUCAAUGUCAACGAUUGUCUAUUGCUUUACUUGCAAAAAUUAUUGAAAACGUGGAAUCCAACGAUAACGAUCUCAAGUGUAAAGAAAGAAUUACUCAUCUCUAACGAAGAAGUGGAUGCUUUAAGAAGAGAAUGUGAGACGGUUGUUGUGGAAAUUGAGGACAAAUAUAUGUUGAAGCAAUGGGUCUCUAUGUCGUGGGAACGCAUCAACUUUUAUCACUACGAAGUGUUCAUCAUUCUGAUGGAUCUCAUAGGAGACAGAGACAUGAAGAAGAGGAAUUAUCUCUGUUUUUUGCAGAAUUAUACACGUAGCGGGUCCCCUACGCCCAUGGAACACAACGAAUGGAUACAAUUUAACCCGGAGCACAGCACAUUGCCGUCUAUCGCUCAAUGGAGGCUACCAUUCCUGCUGAAGGUUGACUUUUGGAAGCUUAUCACGCCCGAAUUAAAUUUACGGACAUACAACAAGUGGUUGGACAUCGCACCGGUCCUCAAUCUCGAGACGCAUCUUAUCUGCACGCUGGCCAUCAAAGGCGAGGUGACGCGCGUCUGGAGAAAUAAUUUGAUCGAGUCGACGAACGACGAAGCAUGGUCGCUCAAUCCGAAGAACGUCACGUUGCUGGAGGGUAUCAAGACAUGCAUACAACGAAUCACUGACUCGGACGGGUACUAUUACGGCACCGCGGCGUUGUACUAUGUCGUCAACCACACGCCACCGGGUGCGGAUCGCGUCGCCGCCGCGAAGGAGUGUUACAAGCACGCUCAGUUGGCGGCGCAAAAUUCCACCAAGUUCGAAGAAGGAAUGUUGGAAAAAAUCGAAUCCAAGUAUCUGAGGUUCUCAUCCGAGCAUAUUCUGCGUACGCACGGUCUGGAGAAGGACAAGUACUUCGCGUUGAUUGAGAACCCGAGCAAGCUGGUGCGCGAAUUGUACUGGGACGAGAACAUACCGUCACGAUAUCGCACUGCGACCAACCACAGGCCCGACAUCAACGCUGCCGUCGAUGAGCUCUGCAAGCUCUUCUGCUUGAACACGAUCAAGCUACGCUUGGAACUGUUGCAAGAAUGGCUGCGAUCGAACUCUCGAUACACCGCGCUCGAAUUAUCGCAGAGCUUCACGGAAACGUUACCGACCUUGAGACCCGAGCAGAACACAGAAUGCGAGGACAAUUUGCUCAGGGCAUCCUACAUGCUCGAGUACGAGGACAUGCUGUUCACACAAUUUCUGAUUAAUAUAGGCUUCAAUAAUCACCAUGACGAGGCUGAGUACGAUUGUGACAUGCGGUACCGAGCGCUUCGGGUACUACAGACAAUCGUUGAUACCGCUACCCUAGAAAAGCUGAUUGAACGGGAUAUAAGUAGCUUCAGAAAAUAUAUGAAGUCGUUGCAGUACAUCAGCAAAUUGGAGUCGCUGGGAUUGCAUUACAAUAUCGAUAGGUUUCAAAUGUGCUCGAAACGAGAGCUGGUUCAGAUAUUGUGGAAAAGUCAGCGCCACUUGCCGUUCGCUCUCUCUGUUAUAACGCAAAUCUGCAUCGAAUUUGAAAUAUACGACAUCUUGCUUUGGGAUGGUGUUCUAAGUCAGAUGACGAAGUUAAGAAUGACAAGCGAGUUGAAGAGAAUCCUAUUGCAAGGACAAAGUCAGAGCGUCAUGAUGAAUUGUAACGGCUACAGAAUGGGAUGGCAAUUGAUCAUCUCCGAGCCGUUCAGCGAAAUGGAAGUGAUCCCGAGUACGGAGCAAACCGAGAAUUGCAUGAGGGCAAUUCGCCUAUUGUACUCGUGUCCUAUAGCGCACGAAUUGGAUUUCUCCACUAUCGUGAGGAACUGCAUCCAAUGCAAAGUGGUGUCUGUAGCCAAACUCCUUCUGCCGUUUUUAAAUGAGUCUGAUAGAAAAUGUGUAUUAGAGAAUUUCAUUGAUAUUGAAAAAUCUGUACCAUGAAAUUCAAAGGAUACAGAAGAUUAUGGGAAGCAUAUUCUUGUAUUAAAAGAGUAAAAAUUCUAUUUAACAAAUUUUUAACUACUUUUUAAAAGCA
Molecule: messenger RNA, 6154 nt
Organism: Harpegnathos saltator (Jerdon's jumping ant)
Lineage: Eukaryota; Metazoa; Arthropoda; Insecta; Hymenoptera; Formicidae
Gene: rod
Product: kinetochore component rough deal
Exons: 31
Coding region: 46-6060 (2004 amino acids)
Biological process (GO): protein localization to kinetochore involved in kinetochore assembly; mitotic spindle assembly checkpoint signaling; mitotic sister chromatid segregation
Cellular component (GO): cytoplasm; kinetochore microtubule; RZZ complex
Molecular function (GO): small GTPase binding
Source: RefSeq, a predicted model, not a curated record